Molecule: messenger RNA, 245 nt
Organism: Zonotrichia albicollis (white-throated sparrow)
Lineage: Eukaryota; Metazoa; Chordata; Aves; Passeriformes; Passerellidae
Source: RefSeq, a predicted model, not a curated record
ACUGGCUGCACGAAGCCUGUGCCGUAUGGACCGCUGGGGUUUUCCUGGUGGCAGGGAAGCUCUAUGGGCUGCAGGAGGCUGUCAAGGCGGCUGCCGACCUGAAGUGCUCGAGCUGCCAGCAAGCAGGAGCCACCGUGGGCUGCUGCCAGAAGGGGUGUCCCCACACCUACCACUACGCGUGUGCCAUCGACACAGGCUGCUUAUUAACUGAGGAGAGCUUCUCUCUGAGAUGUCCCAAACAUAAG